UAGUCUUAUGAUUAAUUUUUUAAUACCAUUGUUAUUUUUUCAUUUUUACACAAAAUAAAAAAACGAAAUUUCUCUUUACUUUACCUUAAAUGUUAAAAAAAGAAAACCUUUCAUGAUUCUUUUUAACGAACGAUAACGAGGGGAUAGGUAGAUGAUUGCAAACUCGCUUUUUUUGAAAUAAGCGUGACUACAACAGCAAAGUUAGACAGAUACAUAAAUUGAUAAUUGAUCGUUCUACUCUAAAAUCUUUCAAGGAACUAUGGGUUUAAAACAAAAACGUGCGUUAAAUUCUAUUUCCAAUGAUAAAAAUGAAGUACAUGUUGAAAGAAAAAAACAAAAAGUAGCAAUGACUAGCAAGCACAUAUCGUCUGUUAGUUUGGAACAAUUAAGUCAUAAGGUUUCAAAAUUAUCUACUCAAUUGGAAACAAUCCAUCUACAAGAAUUUACUCAAACUUUAAAAAAGUUAUGGGAGUUGUUAAUUCCAUUGAGACUGGAAAGGAAAUUAGGAAUAAAUUAUUCUGAAGAAACUUUUUUAACUACUCGAGAAAAAGCAGAAGCAAAAUGGCUUGCUGACUCGUUUAUGAUCGUUUUCAAAAUUUUACUUUCCAAUGUUCAAAAAGAUAUAAAAGGUUUCGGGUCCCUUUCCUUAAAAUAUUUGAUGAAAUGCUUAAGAAUUGAAUGUAAAAUUCGUUUCACCAAAAAAACAGAUCAUUCUACAUUUCCACUUCGUUUGCUAGAGUCUAUUUUGAAAUAUUGUAUUUCAACCAGUGCGACAUGUUUCACAAAUUUGUGUAAUACUUUGAUAGAAGACUAUUUCUACCGUUAUAAAGAUUUACAGUUUUAUUCCUUGCAAACAUUGGAAAGUAUAGUGGUUGAAUUACUAGAAACAAAUACUUUAAAAGAAGUUGAUACAUUCAACGAAGAAGAUAUCAACAUCAUUUCGCGACACAUCUUUCUUUUGCUUCAUAGUUUUCCUAGUCCGAAAGAAAUCGAAAAACAAGAACAUAAUUAUGGUUCAGAAACAUUUUGUUUAAAAUAUCUCUCUAGUAACAAAUCAGUGUCUAAAAUAGAUUAUCAAAAUGCUUUUGUUUCUUGUUGGAUGAAAUAUUUACGUUUAAGCAACGCCACACAUCACUUAUCUUUAAGCCAGUAUAAAGAGGUUCUAUCUAUAUUACCUACGCGUUUACUACCAUUUUUGAAAUGUCCUCUAGUUAUAUCGCAUAUAUUUUUUCAAGCUUUCUAUCAUAAUGAUUUACAAAUAGCCGUGGAAGCACUUUCGGGACUUUUUUAUUUAAUAGUGAAAUCUCGAUUAGCUGAACCCCAACUGCUUGAUACAACAGCUAAAGAGUUUUAUGCUCAUCUACUCACCCUUGUCCAGCCUAAAAUUUUUUCUUUAAAUGUUAGAACAAGAUUUAUUCGAUUAUUAGAAGCGUCUCUGCGUUCAAAAUUAUUAUCUUCUACUAUGAAAGCAGCUUUCAUAAAAAGAUUAGUUUCCGUCUCUUUAUUGACACCACCAGGAGCUGCAUUAUGGUUAUUGACUUUAGCAUUAUCAUUGCUACAAUUAUCUGGGUCCGGAAUACUAAAAUUUUUACUUUUGCGAAAUAUAUCACCUAGUAUAUUUGAAGAACAAGACCCCUUAGUAAAAUUUAACGAAUCCAAUGACGAUGAUGAUGGUUUACUUCUAGAUGAUGCGAUACCUUUUACUAAACGAAUGUGCGCUUGGACCUCUUUAAAAAAAAAUUUAAAGCCUAAUGACGAAACUUGUGAAACUCUAUUGCACCCUUAUUCUCUUUGGGAGUUAAAUUGUCUAAAACGACACUGGGAUCCCUCUGUAAGAAAUCUUGUUAACCUUUUUGAUGAAGAUAUAUUUUCAGUCAAAGCGACGAGAAUAGACACUAAGCCUUUUUUAAAUGCAAAUAACUCGGAAAUAUUUUUCAGUUAUAUGAAACCUUUAAUGAAAGAACAGGACAAGAAUUUUUAUCAAUAUGCUCCCAUUAAUGUGAAAACAUUAUCUGAAAAUUCAAGCGACGAGUCCUGCUUACAUUUACUCCGUUUAGCUUCAUUCUAUAAUAAGGCCCUUUAAAACCCUUUUUUAAAAUAUUUUACUUUUUGCAGUUCACCAAUGAAAAGACAUGGUUGUUUAUAACAAACUCUCCUUAACGAAUUCCCCGUUUCAUAUGAGGAGGCGCUUAUACUCCACAAAAAAAACGUCUUGUUUCUGAUGCAUCAAUAAAACGAAUCGCUUCUUUGUAAAAUAUCUUGGAGUUCACUUUAUUUUACAAAAAUAACUACCACGCUGAUAAUGAAAAACAAUAAAGUCAUGCUUUUGCGCGUUUUUUUUUCUUCAUUAAACUAUUAAAUGGCGUUUAAAAAAAUUGAAAUGAUCAUGUUUACUAAUAAAAACUAUAACAAAAAAAAUUACU
Hylaeus volcanicus is the source of this 2423-nucleotide messenger RNA. RefSeq names its product nucleolar complex protein 4 homolog A-like. Gene Ontology annotation, cellular component: nucleolus; small-subunit processome; Noc4p-Nop14p complex. Lineage: Eukaryota; Metazoa; Arthropoda; Insecta; Hymenoptera; Colletidae. Gene Ontology annotation, biological process: ribosome biogenesis. The record is from RefSeq and is a predicted model, not a curated record. Bases 260 to 2083 code for a protein of 607 amino acids. The transcript has 7 exons.